Molecule: messenger RNA, 2710 nt
Organism: Capsicum annuum
Lineage: Eukaryota; Viridiplantae; Streptophyta; Magnoliopsida; Solanales; Solanaceae
Product: oxysterol-binding protein-related protein 1B-like
Exons: 9
Coding region: 58-2022 (654 amino acids)
Cellular component (GO): membrane; intracellular membrane-bounded organelle; cytosol
Molecular function (GO): sterol binding
Source: RefSeq, a predicted model, not a curated record
AUUUUUUUUCCUCUGUUGAGAUUUUUUUCAUGCAGAAGAACAUACAUUUGACGAUUAAUGCAAAAACUGAUGCAUUUUCCGUGUUGUGUGACCUCCGUGGCUGACAAGAACACGGUGGUUGUACGACAUCAUCCUCCAGCAAAACGUUCCUCCAAACUACACAACAACAGAAAUGUUGAAAUAUCCGGGGAUGGAAUUUGUGGAAUUUUAUACAAAUGGGUAAAUUUUGGUAAGGGAUGGCGGCCGCGUUGGUUUGUUCUUCAUGAUGGUGUGCUUUUGUACUACAAAAUUCAUGGACACAAUAAGAUUGUGUUUAAUUCAGAAAUAGAGAAUAAUGGCUUUAGAGUCAUAGGGAAAAAAUCAUUUCGUUUGAUCAACUUAUAUAAAACGACGACUCCAUCUUCUCAAUUCCUCCCUCGAAAACCAUCACGUGAAAUCCAUCUCAAGGACUCAUCAGUAAUGGGAAGUUGUUCAGAUGAUCGGAGGUUUUUGAUACUUAAUGGGAAGAAGAAGCUGCAAUUGAGGGCAGAGUCGAAGGAGGAUAGGUUAAUAUGGUUGGAAGGAUUGUUUGCAGCAAAGAAGACAUAUUUUACAAGUGAUUUUAUUCAUAUGACUAGAAUCAACAAGGCUGCAACUCGAGAAAGCGAGAUGAAAGGAGGAAACACAAGCAGAUUGGAUGAAGAGCGUUAUAGGCAGGAGGAAACUGAUGAGAACUUAUAUUUUGAUGCUGAAGAUUGUCUUUCGUCGAGUUCCUUGAGAAGUGCCAAGUGUUAUGAUGAUGGCUCAUCUUUUGAUUCUGAUAAUGAGGAGGUUCAUCCAUCUGAAGAUGGUCUUAGUACUUUUAUGAGAUUUGUUGAAUGUGACUAUCCUUACGUAGAACGAAGAGAGAAAUUGCCCGAUCCAGUUGAACAGGAGAAGGGAAUUAGCCUUUGGUCGAUUAUCAAAGAUAAUAUCGGGAAGGAUCUAACUAAAGUGUGUCUUCCUGUGUACUUCAACGAACCCCUCUCUUCUUUGCAGAAAUGUUUUGAAGAUUUUGAGUACUCGUACCUUCUUGAUCAAGCAUAUGAAUGGGGGAGAACUGGAAAUGGCCUUAUGAGGAUGCUUAAUGUUGCAGCAUUUGCUGUAUCUGGAUAUGCUUGCACGGAUGGUAGAAAAUUUAAGCCAUUUAAUCCAUUAUUGGGUGAGACAUAUGAAGCCAAUUACCCAGACAAGGGACUGCGUUUCAUCUCAGAGAAGGUAAGUCAUCACCCCUUGAUUCUUGCAUGUUACUGUGAAGGCCGCGGUUGGAAGAUGUGGGGAGAUACCAAUUUAAAAAGUAAAUUUUGGGGUCCAUCAAUUCAACUUGAUCCAGUUGGUGUCCUUAACUUAGAGUUUGAUGAUGGAGAAGUAUUCCAAUGGAGCAAGGUAACAACUUCCAUCUACAACCUCAUUUUAGGGGAAGUCUAUUGCGAGCACUAUGGUACGAUGCAUAUCCAAGGAAGCAGUGGCUACUCCUGCAAAGUUAAAUUCAAGAAGCAGUCCCUUAUGAAUAGAAAUCCACACCAGGUUCAUGGAGUUGUACAAGAUAGGAGUGGAAGAACAGUAGCAACUGUGUUGGGAAAAUGGGAUGAAAGUUUGCACUACUCUAAUUCAUCGAUGGAUUCAGGCCAAGAUAUGGCAUUUUUGCUUUGGAAGAAGAGCAAACCAUCAAAUUUUCAAACAAAGUACAACUUUACACAUUUCUCAAUCACUCUUAAUGAGCUCUCUCCAGAUCUUGAGGAAAAGUUGCCUCCGACAGAUUCAAGGCUUAGACCUGAUCAACGAUUUCUUGAAAAUGGAAAAUAUGAAAUCGCUAACUCAGAAAAGUUACGCCUAGAACAGAAGCAACGCCAGGCAUCACAAAUGCAGGAAAAAGGCUGGAAACCAAGGUGGUUUAGAAAGCCAAAAGGUAGUGACAUAUAUGAGUAUAGAGGAGGAUACUGGGAAGCUAGAGAAACUGGUAAAUGGAAAUCAUGUCCACAUAUUUUUUCUGAAGAAACUUGACUUCUUUUAGUCCUUUUGCAACUUCUAUGCAAUAUUGGACAGGCAAAAGGGGAUAUGAAUUAAGAUAAGAUGUAAAUGGAUACAGUCAUAUUGAGUUGGAGACUAUGUUACUGGAAUCUCCAAAAUUGAUGUCGCAGCCUUGUUGGAUCCUCCAAAUAUGCAUCAUUUUUAAAGAGUUCGAGCAGCAUAAGUUGGACGUGAUUCAGCUGGAAGGAGAAGAAAACAGUUGUUUUUGCCUUCUACUUGUACUAUAUUAUUUUCUGUUUCGUAGAUAGUUUAUCUUAUUCUUUCUUUUUAGGUUUUACAAGUCCAUCGUAUUGUAUAUGCCCCAAAUCCUCCUUGAAAUUCAAGGAAGCAUUGUUCUGUUCUUUAGACUCACUUAGAAUUAUUAGAUGUCAAAAUGCUAGAGAUGAUUUCUAUAUCCAUCCGUUCAAGUUUUCAUGGAUAGAGUUAUCCGGUAUUUGUGUUGUUGGGAAGUAGCAGUUAUCCCAUGGAAUAGUCGUGGUGUGUGCAAGUUGGCUCGAACACUAGAGUCAAAAAAAAGAGGCUUGUUUUGCCUUUUACUAGUAUAAUAUUAUUUUCUUUUGUAGAAAGUUUCUUUUGUUCUUCUUUUUAGGUUUUUCAAGUCCAUCAUAUUGUAUAUGCCCCAAUCUUCCUUUAAAUUCAAAGAAGUAUUGUUCUGUGCUGU